CUCUCCGUCUUCCCUGUGCGGUAUAUAUCCAUCUGCGUGCGUCUCUCUCUCUCUCCAAUGCUCGCUCUCUUGCUUUCUCUCUCGCUCUCUCUCGAUAUCUCUCUCUCUCACUCUCCCGUCUCUCCAGCGUCGUCGAUCAGCUCCAAUGAAAGCGACGCGCUCCUAACGAACGCCCGGAAAACAUCGGUCUCAUCGAUUCCACGAGAGGAGACGACCACGCGUUCAAGCUGCGACAUUCCCCGUGUAUCACGCGCAGUGUUUAUCAUUACACGUACUAUUUACAUUCAUCAGCACCACCGUCACCAUCAUUUUAGAUAUUGUUUAUCAACGGCUCUAUCAUCUUCACCAUCAUCUUCACCAUCAUCAUCAGCAGCAGCAUCAUAAUCAACAUCAGCAUUAACAGCUGCAGCAACACUACAAACGAUAUCAUCGUUAUUAUCAACACACACUUUUACCAUAAGCAACACCGGCAUCACAAUCAGCAGCAGCAUCACCUAAGUCAACAUCAUCUAAAUCUGCAGCAGCACCACCAUCGCCACGAUCAUUGUUUUUUUUUAAACACAUGCUCCAUCACCAUAAGCAGCAGCUAUAAAUUCAUCACCACCAGCAUCAUCAUCAUAAUCAUCUAACAUCCUCAUCAUCAUCAUCGGCGGGCAUGCAGAAGCUAUUGCAUUACAAUGACGAGCACAUCAUGCACGUGGCACGGGUGGCGCGCGUCGAAGGCUCGCGCCGCGGCUACCUCCGCGUCCGCCUCGCCGCCGGCGUCGGACCCGCGCUGCCCGCGUUACCCGCACUGCCCGCACUGCCCGGACUGCCCGGGGUCUCGACCGGCGGGCCCGGUGGGCCGGGUGGGCCAGACGGGCCCUUGGGAGCACCCGACGGGACGUGCCCGCAGCAGCAGGACCCAUGGCCGUGGCGAGCGGCGUGGUGCGCGCUCCACCAGAAUCUGCUCUUCUGCUUCGAGAGCGAGGGUAGCGCGCGGCCUCACUCCGUCUUCCUCCUGGAGGACUCCGCGUGCGAGCGGCCUCACCGCUCGGGCCACGAGGAGGAGCAGGAGGAGGAAGACGGUCAGAUGGAGCUGGUGGUCCGGUUCGGGCCCGACGGGCAGGGCGCACUGCACCUGCGCGCCCUGGACGAGGGAGAUCGGGACGCGUGGGUGGCUGCCAUCUCGCGGUGCAGCUACGAGUCGGUACGUGCGGAGCGAGACCGCGCGCUCCACAAGUACCAGCGGCUGCUGCGCCUCGCUGAGGCCGAGAAGGCGCUGGGGGCGAGCAUCCGCGAGCACCUGGACGAGCAGGAGAGCGAGGCCGACAAGCUGAGGGCCGAGGUGAGGGAGGUGGUGAGUCUCAACAGGAGCAAGGAGCGCAUGUACGCGGUCGGUGAGGACAGCGACGAUGAGGAUGAAGACCCCGACAUCCGGAAGAUCAAGAAGGUCCAGAGCUUCCUGCGCGGCUGGCUGUGCCGGCGCAAGUGGAAGGCGAUCGUGCAGGACUACAUCCGCUCCCCGCAGGCCGAGUCGCGGCGCAAGCGCAACCAGCUGGUGUUCUCCAUGCUGGAGGCCGAGGGCGAGUACGUGGCGCAGCUGCGCGUCCUGGUCACGGGCUUCCUGCGCCCGCUGCGCAUGGCCGCCAGCUCCAAGCGCCCGCCCAUCUGCCACGACGACGUCAGCGCCGUCUUCCUCAACAGCGAGACCAUCAUGUUCCUGCAUCAGAUCUUCCACCAGGGCCUGAAGGCUCGCAUCGCCAGCUGGCCCACGAUUGUCUUAGCGGACCUGUUCGACAUGCUGCUGCCCAUGCUGAACAUCUACCAGGAGUUUGUGCGGAACCACCAGUUCAGCCUGCAGGUGCUCGCCAACUGCAAGCAGAACCGCGAGUUCGACAAGCUGCUCAAGCAGUACGAGAGCCGCGCCGAGUGCGAGGAGCGGACCCUGGAGACUUUCCUCACCUUCCCCAUGUACCAGAUUCCGCGCUACAUCGUGACGCUGCACGAGCUGCUGGCGCACACCCCGCAGGAGCAUGUGGAGCGCCGGAGCCUUGAGUUCGCCAAGUCCAAGCUGGAGGAACUGUCCAGGAUCAUCCACGACGAGGUGAGCGAGACGGAAAACAUCCGCAAGAACCUCGCCAUCGAGCGCAUGAUCGUGGAGGGCUGUGGCAUCCUGCUGGACACGAGCCAGACCUUCGUGAGGCAGGGCUCCCUGCUGCAGGUGUCCACCGCCGAGAAGGGCCGCAUGAGCCGAGGGCGCCUCGGGUCGCUCACGUCGAAGAAGGAGGGCGAGCGGCAGUGCUUCCUCUUCACCAAGCACCUCAUCAUCUGCACGCGCGCUUCCGGGGGCAAGCUGCACCUUAACAAGAACGGCGGGGUGCUCCCCCUGCUGAAUUGCACUCUUCUGGAGGAUCUGGAACCUGCGGAUGAUGAGGCGCGCAGUGCGGUGCAGGACCUGGAGUUCCGCUUGGCGAUCGAGGCCGGAGACACCCCGCCCUGCAUUGUGCUCGUCGCUGCGUCCAGGCAGCAGAAGGCAGCGUGGACCAGUGACAUCAGCCAGUGCAUCGAUAACCUGCGCUGCAAUGGCCUCAUGAUGAACGUGUUUGAGGAUAACUCCAAGAUCUCCGUGCCGCAGAUGGUCAGGUCGGACCGCAGCCUGUACUGCGACGGCGCCGACAUCCGCUUCAGCCGCACGCUCGACUCGUGCAAGGUGCCCGUGAUCCGCGCGGCGAGCGUGAGCCGCUUGCUCGAGCGCCUCACCGACCCUCGCUUCCUCAGCAUCGACUUCCUCAACACCUUCCUCUACUCGUACCGCGUGUUCACCACGGCCACCGCGCUGCUCGCCCGCCUUGCCGCGGGCUACCGUCGCCCACUCAGCGCCGUGCCCGCCAGCUCGCUGGAGCUGUUCUUCUCGAGCAGCCUGCCGGGACGCCCGCACUACGGCGAGCCCCCAAAAUCUCCCCGCGCUUGCCGCAAGUUCUCCACUCCCCUCUCCCCGACGUCCCCUCCGGGCGCCGUCAUCGCCACCAUCGCCACGUCUCCCCCGCCCGGGACGAGUGGCGGCAACGGCGGCGGCGGCGCCGUCAUCGUCGGCGUGAGCGUCAGUGUCAGCGUCAGCGUCAGCGAGGCCCCCGCGGCCAGCGACACCGACGUGGCCACCUCCCCCCUUGCUGCCGCCCCCGCCGCAGCCGGCGCUGCCGUCUCCGAGCCGGCGUCGCCGCUCACGUCCCCCACGUGCCUCCCGGCCCCCGGCGCCAUCGCGGGGGUUCCCUCGCCGUUCCGCGGGCGCCGGAAGAUGUCGCUGAACGCGCCUCUCAUCCAUGAGCCGCCGGUGCACGCCGCCCUCCCCCGCGGUGCCGAUGAUGCCGCUGCUUCCUCGGCCGGAUCUCCCGACGGACGAGGAGGCUCCGGAGGAGGUGGUGAUGCUCGGAGGUCGCCCCUGGAUGCUGAUCAGCACGAGACGGGACCUCUGCGGUCCCCCAUCACCCCGCGCCACCGCUCCUUCCGCCACUCGGAGUUCCCCCUCUUCCACGUGGGGUCGACGGCCGAGGUCGGGGGCGAGACGCAGGAGAAGAUCCGACGGCUCUCCCUGGCUGGUUUCUCCAUCGCCGAGCACCGCAUGCUCGACAAAGAGUUCAUCAUCCGGCGUGCGGUCACCAACCGCGUCCUCAACGUCCUGCGCCACUGGGUGUCCAAGCACUCGCAGGACUUUGAGUCGGACUCGGAUCUUAAGUCGGCCGUGGUUCGGCUCCUGGAGGAGAUCUCUCGCGACACAGAGCUCAUCGGCCAGGAGCGCAAGGCAGCUGCCAACAUCCUGAGAACCUUGACGCAAGAGGAGUCGGAGGACAUCCCGAUGACAGUGGAGCAACUCGCGCUCACGUGCGAGGGCCAGCGCGGCGAGGCGUUCGAGUCGUUCACUGCGGUGGAGCUGGCGGAGCAGCUCACCCUGCUCGACCACCUCGUGUUCCGCAGCAUCCCCUACGAGGAGUUCUUUGGCCAGGGCUGGAUGAAGCUGGACAAACACGAGCGAGCGCCGCACAUCAUGAGGACAAGCAAGCACUUCAACGAGAUGAGCAACCUGGUGGCGUCGGAGGUCGUGCGCCGGGCGGAGGUGGCGUCGCGCGCCGCCGCCAUCGAGAAGUGGGUCGCCGUCGCAGACGUCUGCCGCUGCCUCAACAACUACAACGGCGUGCUGGAGAUCCACUCGGCGCUGAACCGCACCGCCGUGUUCCGCCUCAAGAAGACCUGGCUCAAAGUCUCCAAACAGACUAAAACCCUGUUCGAGAAGAUGCAGAAGGCGCUGUCGUCUGAAGGGCGAUUCAAAAACCUGCGGGAGAUGCUGAAGAGCUGCGACCCACCGUGCGUGCCCUACCUGGGGAUGUACCUCACCGACCUCGCCUUCAUCGAGGAGGCGACGCCAAACCUCACCGACGACUGCCUCGUCAAUUUCUCCAAGAUGCGCAUGAUCACCCACAUUCUGCGCGAGGUGCGACAGUUCCAGCAGACGCCGUACAAGCUUGAGCCGGACCCCAGGACGCUGCAGUACCUGCUGGAGCGCUCGAUGCUUCUGGACGACGACAGCCUCUACGAGCUCUCGCUGCAGCUCGAGCCGCGCCUGCCCACGUGAUGGGGGAACCGGGGGGGGGGGGCAGGGGUGGGAGGGGCGGCCGGGAGGGGCCGCUCGCUACGACGGGGGGGGGAGGGGGGGGGCCGACAACAACGCUUGUGCCGUGCGACGGCGCGCGACGGCGCGGGGCGGGAUGGCGGGUGAGCGAGCUGGCCGGUGAUCGAGUCGGGUGGAUCACGACCCGGCCACUACGCCAAACGCGCCGCCGCCGCCGCCCCCUUCCACAGGACGACUUUGAGCUGGGCGCUCGCUCCUCCUGCUCAUCCUAAUUCCAUCUCCUCCUCCUCCUCUUCCUUAUCGUCGCCUGCACGUGAAAAUCCAACGUUACCAAAACUGUGCGCAUGCAUAGGUACUCGUGCGCCGACAAUAAACUGCGGCGUCCCGCAUGCGGCGCGUGCGCACGUGCACGUGCGCUGCCGAGGCCCUGCGCACCACCUGAUCGCGCUGGCUGCCACCCCCUGGCAAUCGUAGAGGGGACGGAUGAACCGAUUGGCCUCGUGAGGCGCCGAGAGUGAAUGUCUUGCCAUGGACGGUCGGAGGAAGUGGCUCCAUUGCAGAUCGAUCGAUGGCUCCACGUUUUAAUGCUUUCGUUUGUUCGUCCAUUCGACCUCGCGUCCCACGCGCACCGACCUUCCCGUCGGAUUGCCAUGGAGGUCAAAGGUCAAUUUUAUUUAAGGGACGUCUUUUUGCGGCCGGCGGGGAGGCCUUCGAAUGCACAGGCGUGGGGUCCCCACCCCCCCACCCCCCUUUUUUGCGGGCAUUGAAUGUUUUCGCUAUUUCGUGACGUGUACACAUUUCAGGAGCGUCGGCUCAGACGGCCAGACGAGAGUCGCCCCUGGUGGAUGGGGUGGGGGGGGGGCACCGCUCAACGUCACCCGAGGCCGGUUCGUUUGUCACUGACGGUGGCGUCCGACGCCAAUUGGUGAAUUUCGGCGAGGUUGGAUUGUUUUUUUGUUCCUGAACGGCGUGGUUGUCGAUUGCGUUUUGAGCGAAGCGCGGUGCAGCCCUGGCAAGGAGGAGGCCGCCUCCCGGAGCGAGCGAUAGGUCUUGGCUCAAGCAAAACCACGAAGAAAAACGAAAGAAUCAGACUCAAGAGGAAGCACUGCGAAUCCAGCAAUACGUGUUUAGAAGCUAUAAUUACGAACCCACGGACUCAGGGGUGGUGGUGGUGUGUGUGUGUGUUAACCGGCCAACGGAGCAAGCGUCCGAUCAAUUUAACCGUCUUGCGGGAAACUUCCCCCGGCGUCUGACGACCCAGUCGUGGGAACGCCUCUCUCUCUCUCGGUGCACGAACGGAGCGAGUGCGAGCGACAAAAAUGUCUCCCAAACGCGCGUCGAUGUACCCGUGAACAGAUUGGGAGAUCCUAACCGAGAGAUGGCACUUUACCGGUGGUGGUGGUGAUGCUGGUGGUGCUGGUAGUGCUGUGUGUAUGUUGAACUUUUUUUGCACUGUACGUAGCCAACCGUGCUAAUCCGAGGUGCAGGGGAAGGACAACAAACUAAACGCAAAAAUCAGUUUUAAAGAUGAUUUAAAAGUGCGUAACUCCAGUGGCUUCCUAAUAUUGGAAGGAAGAGCGUUCCAGACGGCCGCAGAAGCAGCGCAUCCGAAAGCGCGCGACGCAUUUGCCCCGUCUCUGUUUGAUGGCCUGCAGGCAAAAGCCGCUGCUUGCUGCGAGGAUGGCCGCAGUUCGCGUGAUGGUGGGUUACGCUCCCCCCUGUGUUUGCAGCAGAACAGUUGAGUUGUACGUGUGCGAGAUGGGGGAUGGCAACACUUAAUGUCUGCUUGUACGCGGCUGUUUAAUAAUCCUUAAAGACGAAUGCGCACUUUUAAAGCGGGCCCCAACCACCCAUCCAGCCCCUGCUCCUCUACUCCCCUCUCCCCUCCUUCUGUUUUUGACCUGGAUCUUUGGGAUCCGUUUUGCAGUCCGAUUUUACGAUUACCAUAAUGAUCGUGAACGGACCCCCCUCCCCCCCGAUCAACAAAAGUUUGCCCAGUGCAACGCUCGGGUAGCGGAUUCUGAAAUCCGCUGCUCUAGCGUGCGUCGCGUUGCAGGAAAACACAAAGUUUGGAGGAAAAAUAAAUAAUAGUUUAGAUGCACGUGGCAUUAUUUGCGAGACAGACGCCAGGGAGAAAGGAAUCCUUUUGUCAAACGUUGGGAUGUGACCCCGGGGAGAAUGAUCUGAAAUCACAAGCUUGAGUAGGAUGCUAUUUUACGGGCGGUAUAACAGUUUACUCCCCGCACACACACACACACCAGCGAUGGGAUGAAUUUUACGCAAUUCAGGAUUAGAUUAUUUUUUUUACGUGCCGGCUAAUGUAGCGGUCUCUAGUGGCUGUAUGGGACCGACCCCCCCAGCCCGAGCCCCGUUUACGCACACCGACACUCGGAACAGAAACACGUGGAUUGUGUUAUGGGCGCGCGGCGCACGUGACUUCGACGCACGCGUUGCGAGCUAAGGGAGCCGAGGUUCACAAGGCGAUGUCGAUUCAUCGUCCGCGCCCGCUCUGCUAUUCUAACUCUUUGCAGCAUUCAAUGCAGUGAUGGGGGACAGGGGACUUCCAGCCCGCGGGCCGGACGUGACCCGCUACUUCGUUUUACUCGUCCUUGGCCACGGCAAAUCAUCGUACUCGAGGUGCAGAACAUUUUUCUGCCUGGCAAUACCGACCGCCGCGUUUGUACAUUUUGCGCGCUCGGUCAACCUCCGCCACGGCGAGGUUGCGUCUUUGUGCCCGUUCUCGAUGCGCGCGUUUGUUAUUUCCCGCGGGGUCAUCGGAUAGCGCCCAGGGGGGCAUAACGUCUGAAUGCGUGGUGGUGGUUUUGGCCAACGGGAGGUGUUUUGAAAGUCCCCUCUCUCCCCCCUUUUUUUUCUUUCCUUUCUGACCCGCGGUCAGGAAUGGGUCCCCCACUCCCGUGCAGAAGAGCUGCGCUGACGGUCGCGACGAUUGUGUUCUUGGGGUUUUUAAAGCGGAAGGCUAUGCAAUUGUGGAGAAGCCAACACAUUGUUUUGUAUGCAAGGCCUCCAUGAAUUGCUUUAGAAUUAUUAUCACUAUAACUAUAAUUUACCCAGCAAAGCCUCAAUGAGUCUCAGGACUUAUUUUCACAAGUUUCCUGCUUUGACCUCCUUGGCUUUUUGCAUUAUGAGUAUAUACACACACAUACAUAUAUAUAUUUAUUGCUUCUUGUGCCAGUAAACCGGAGUGCCCAGAGAAAACCCGCCCACGCAUGUGAGGACUCAACGCUCAAACACACUGGAUAUCUUGCUGCCCGCCACUGACGCCUCCAACCCUGGCUGCGUCUGCGCCCCGUACACCCAAUCUGACUCCAUCCCUGCAUGAUCCACAAACCCCUUGCCUCCCUGUGACCGCGUCGCAGGCGAGCGUCACUCGUCCACCUCGAUUAAAAAAGACAGCAAUGUUGAAUCGAUGCCAUGCCGGGUUCGCAGUCACCUUUAUUCAGCCACGCCGCACAGCGUCGCGUACGCGACCGCCACGCUGUGAUCCGAACUCCUGACCGAUGAGCCUGAGCCCACACUCGGUGCAGUUGUGUGACGGUCAUUUCCUAGCGGUGUUCACGAAUCCGACCUUGUCACACACACAGUAAACGUAUUCCCCCCACACCCCUAACCCCGUAUACAUUCGCUUACUUAUAAAUUACCGCAAAAGCAUCCCUCCCCCCCGCCCGUGGUCAAUGCAGUCCGCGCGUUACAUAUUUAUCAAGUCCAGGGCGUAAUUUCCUUUUUGACGUUCACAUAUCUGACCCAAGCACGUGUCCAGCCCACGGCGUGUUGAACCUACGACUUUGUAACCGCGAAACGAAGUCGAUGGUUUCUCAAGACGGCGAUUUGUCAGAAUCAGAAUGUGUAUUUAAACCGCAUGAGGAAUCCGAUGAGAUGUGAAGCUAUAUCUCACAGAUGUCCAGUCGGGUCGGGUAAGAACGUUACGACAACAAACAGUACAACAGCACGAUAUGCGUGCAAAGUACAAUAAAGGUAAACAAAUCACCCAAACACUCACAAAUGAAACUAAACCAUCCUAGCAAGACAAGGCCCACUGAGGUAUUACAUUCUUUUUCAAAAGCGACCUGGCCACAAAUGAUAGCUCAACAAUCAGUAAAUGUACUCCCCAUUCCACCCCUUGAAGCUGGGUGCAGGGCCCAGCUUUGUACAAUAGUCGUGUCCUCCCUCUCCUCCCUGCCCUGCCCUCCUUCCCCUUGUAGCAAUGAAUCAGGACCAGCAGAGGGAGUAUUAUUGUAACUAUUUAUAUAUCGGCCACGUUAAAUCGAUGGUAGGAAUGGAACAGUCCCGCUUUUCUUAAAUCAAAAUAGAAGAAGAAUCGUGGGCUCCACUGGAAUUUUGGGCCCUGGACAAAUGCCCCCCUCCCUCCCUAUCCCCCCCCUUCCUCCACUCCUAGAUCCAGCCCUGCACGGAUGCUCUUCGUGUUGUGAACGUGCUAUACCGAGGCACGCCAUUGGCGCCGCAGAACGCUGUGCUCUUAAUUGGAGUGAUGCCCACACGCUCUAUUUCGGACCUCAUUUGUGAACCGCUCUGACCCUCGGUUAAACUCAGCGGAGGGCAUCGAGAGGCAUCGAUUCAGCUGUCCUGCACCCCCCCCCACUCCCCAAAGGCCGUGUGCUUUGGCCACGAAACAUGCACGUUGAUGAGUUUGCUAUACAAGCCAUAUGCGAGACCAAGACGGGCCCUUUAUAUAGAGCAUCGCGCUACGCUGCUCAUCAAGUCCCGAUCGGGGGGGUGGGGGGGGUCGACGCGGCCUAUCGUCUAUCCUGAUGCCGUAACAUCGCGGACCACUUUUGUAGGAAAAGUCAAGGUUAUCUGCGGGUGUGGAUGUACGAUCGCUCCCGCCAUGGGAACGUGGAAUUGACGUCGCUAGCUCGGUGCUGUAGGCAGGAGGUGAGCUCGCGAGUGGGCGGACAGUCUGACGUUGGUUGUUGUUGUGGCCGGAGCAGGAGUCAAACCCGUGCCAUUCGGCUCGGCGGCGGUGAACGUUACGACCGCUGGCUCCUGUAAGUCCGUCGGUCACCGCAAGGGUCUUCGUGAACCCCGAGUCUGCGUGGCCGACCCCCGAGGCCUCUUUCGGGUCUCGGGUUUCUCACAUUUUGGAUGUCGCCGUGCGAAUGAGUGAUGGUGCCCCAAUUGCGGAUGUCGUAUUAUUCAUCGAAGUGGGAGGGGGGGGGGGGCUUUGAAGUUGGCCGCUGGGUGGGAUGUCGCGGUCGUGGUGGUUUGUUUCGUAAUGGCCGUGUCGGAGACACCCCUGUCGGUACCGCUGAGAUCCUAGAACCGAGUUCGGGUCUGAGUCGCCCAGCCGUGGUUUCGCCAGGUUCUCAGGCGCAGCGAGCCGAAGUUUAUUCAGUGCGGCCGCCCCAAUUUCCCCAACAAAACAACAACAAAAAACUAAACAAAAACCCAGAACCUCGUUCAUUUUGCUUUGUCACCCAAUUCAUCAGAUACCUCGAAACCCCCGCGAGAGAUGACAUUCCAUAGAAAUGCAUUCCAACAGGCACGCACGGCAAACUCCCUGUACGGUUGGGGGGGGGGCUUCAGGUGAGCGCCUGCACGCGGGGAAGGCCUCGGCAAAGCGACUUGGGAGGUCGCGGAUCCGUGGCGAUGACCCCCCCCCCACCCCCCGCGUCUCCCGGAGUCGAUCCCGGAAAGUGGCGCUCUGUUCUGCUCAACUUUGCGGGGUUGUCCCUGGAUGCGCGUUUUUAGCCGUGCCGUCGCUUGCGGCGACUCGAGUUGGAGCAAAACGGCGAUUAAGAUUCCUCCGCGACGAAUUAUAAAAUAAUAAAAAGAACACAAAAAUCGUAA
Molecule: messenger RNA, 10432 nt
Organism: Lethenteron reissneri (Far Eastern brook lamprey)
Lineage: Eukaryota; Metazoa; Chordata; Hyperoartia; Petromyzontiformes; Petromyzontidae
Product: ras-specific guanine nucleotide-releasing factor 2-like
Biological process (GO): Ras protein signal transduction
Cellular component (GO): plasma membrane
Molecular function (GO): guanyl-nucleotide exchange factor activity
Source: RefSeq, a predicted model, not a curated record